Molecule: messenger RNA, 1653 nt
Organism: Metarhizium robertsii ARSEF 23
Lineage: Eukaryota; Fungi; Ascomycota; Sordariomycetes; Hypocreales; Clavicipitaceae
Product: Fatty acid/sphingolipid desaturase
Exons: 2
Coding region: 1-1653 (550 amino acids)
Biological process (GO): lipid metabolic process
Cellular component (GO): membrane
Molecular function (GO): oxidoreductase activity, acting on paired donors, with oxidation of a pair of donors resulting in the reduction of molecular oxygen to two molecules of water
Source: RefSeq, a predicted model, not a curated record
AUGUCUAGGAAUGAGAUUGAAAGUCGCAUAGCAGGCGGUCAAAAAAUCGUCAUCUUCAAUCAAUAUGUCCUCAAAGUCGACCCAUGGCUGCCUUACCAUCCGGGUGGUGAGAAAGCUUUACUGCAUAUGGUAGGCAAAGAUGCUACAGAUGAAAUCCAAGCUCUUCAUUCCAAGGCCGCCCAAGAACAAAUGAUGCGGUAUCGAAUCGGCAAGAUUGAUGGUUUUUGGACCAAUUUCCGACCACCGAUCCAGGGGGGUGCGUUUCGCUCAUCUUUGGACGCCAACAAUGUUGAUUGUGAAGAGCUGCAUAAUAGAAAAAUGCUAGCCUCAAGCACUCCCAUCUCUAGAUCGCCAUCCCCCGUAUUUGAUGUUGAUCAUGACGGUUUGAGAAGACGAGGCCACGACGAAGAUCACCCCACAAGAACAGCGUCAAUAUCCUCGCAGUCAAGUGUGGAACCUGAUACUACUGGAAUGUCGUAUCUAGACGCUCUUACAAGAGAGCAGGUUAGUCUAGACAUCGACAAGUACCCGGGUGUUGAUCUUGUCACCCAGCACGAAAUAGCAGCGAAAUACAAAAGGCUGCAUCAGGCUAUUAUGGAUGAAGGCCUUUACGAAUGCAGUCGGACCGCAUAUGUCUUUGAAUGCUGCCGAUAUGUUGGAUUAUUCGCCGCUAUGUUCAUAUCUCUCAGUUAUAGGCAAUAUGUGCUGGGUGCGGUGUUCUUAGGCCUCGCUUGGCAUCAACUUGUCUUCCUGGCUCACGACGCGGGGCAUAUGGGGAUCACACACGACUACCAAAUCGACACUGCUAUUGGGAUAUUCGUCGCUGAUUUUAUCGGCGGCCUGUCCCUUGGCUGGUGGAAGAGGAACCACAAUGUUCAUCACAUCGUUACGAAUGCCCCAGAGCAUGACCCCGACAUUGAACACAUACCCCUCUUCGCCGUGACACAUCGUUUACUGGGAAGCUUGCGAUCGACGUACUACGAUCGGGUUAUGGAGUACGAUGCCGUUGCCAAAUUUAUGUUGAGGAUUCAAGCCUGGACAUACUAUCCUCUACUUGCGUUGGGACGAUUCAAUCUCUACCGGUUGUCGUGGGACUAUCUAAUUGCUCGUAGGGGCCCAAGGCGUGGCCCUGGAGCCUGGCACUGGUACUUGGAGAUUGCGGGGCAAUUUUUUUUCUGGGCUUGGUUUGGUUAUGGCAUUUUGUACAAGAUGCUCCCUGAUGGCUGGACGCGGUUUAUGUUUGUCAUGGUUAGCCACGUUACUUCUUCGCCGCUCCAUGUGCAAAUUGUGCUCUCCCAUUUUGCCAUGAGCACUUCAGACCUGGGACCACAGGAGUCCUUCGCACAGCGCAUGCUUCGUACCACGAUGGAUGUAGAUUGCCCCCCCUGGCUCGACUUCAUACACGGAGGGUUACAGUUUCAGGCAAUCCACCAUCUUUUCCCCCGGGUGCCUCGACAUAACCUUCGCAAGGCACAAAGGCUGGUGGUAGAGUUUUGCCGAGACGUUGGCAUUCCCUAUGCCCUGUAUGGGUUUUCCGAUGGAAACAAGGCUGUCAUUGGUCGACUUUCAGAGGUUUCCCGACAGGCUGCUAUUCUGGCAAAAUGCCAACAGACUGUAGCGAGGAAUGGCGGUGUUUUUGGACACCAUGACUGA